UAGACCUGUUACCAACUGAAAGAACAGUCACAUUUUUCUGAAUCCAAGACAGUCGUUUUAGGAGUUCCUUGUAGCAGUGAAGCUGUCAACCAUAUCCCAUCACUGCGAUGCAACAGGUCAUCAGAUUGCAAAAUAACGUUGAUGAUUGACUUUGGAAUGGCCUUGUGGUCUGAGCUGCUGAAUUCUGGACUUGCAGACAGAUGUCCAACACUCAGUCACUCCUUACAAACCAGUACCUGGGAGUUCUGACCUCAGUAACUUAUGAUCCAUGGCUACAGUGAUAAUAUGCCGAAGACUUCCAAGAGGAGUCAGCAGGGCUGCGACAUUUUCAACUGUAUCCAGGAGCGGGGCCAAGAGGACAAUUCCCAGGAGAAAGUCAGAGGAGGAUGGGAACCCUCAGGUGACUGACACUAAAGCAGAGGUGAGACUCAGGCUGCAGAAUCCUGUGGAGUACAGAAUAUUUUAUAAUCCAUCAGCCUACACGGCCACCAAAACCAUAUCAUAUCAGAAUGCAGCUGGAAGCAAUGCAGAUGGUGAUGAAAGGCCCUCUGCUAGCAAAUUCUCCAGCAUUGUCACCAAGCAAGUCCAAAAUACCUACAGCAUCACCUGGCACCCAAGUCUGAGCACAAAAAACACUACGCUGCAUCUGGAAUUCAGCAAACCCUUCUCCACACAAGCCAGCCCAAAACAGCCAGUUAAACCCAAGCCCAAAAGAGAUGAAAUGCCUGAUGUUGAGGUGGAGGCUUAUAACAGUGAGGUGGAGGCUUAUAACAGUAAGGUGGAUAACCGGGCCUUUCAGAAAGAAAGGCCUGAAUACAGCUGUCUGUGUUAUGACAACUCCACACCCGUGGAGCCCCUACCCCUAGAAGAAAGAGACUUGAUCUUACACAGUAUAAGUACACUUAAAAGUGAGCUGGUCCCAGGAACUAUUGUGGAGUAUUUUUGCAAGCUGAGCUGUCUUCCGGUGGAGCAGCAUGCUCCCCUGAAGUCCCACAUCCAGUUCACGAUGCUGUGUCACUACUCGGUUAAAAAGAUCCAGAUGUUCAGCACAUUGGAACUCAUCGCUAUUUUAAAGGCACUUGUCCGCUUAACUGUUGAUUUCAACCACGUCAUGAUGAGUGCAUACGAGAGGGAAUUCUGCUAUCGGGCAUGGACCAUGAGCCUGGAGCAGCUGCUGCUGGUGGCAGACUUCUGGCGCUACUUGCAAUGUAACGUGCCUCACUACUUGCGCGUCGUCUUGAGUUUCAUGAGCAUGCACUGGGGAAGCCUCACCUUGCCCCAGCUGGUGCAGCUGAUGUACAUCAUAGGAGAACACCGGAAGGCGCCCCCAGGCUUAAUGCAGAAGCUGGAGACCUUGGUGUUGGUGAACUUGGAUUCCUUCACCUUGGAAGAAGUUGGGACUGUUUGCUUGGGGGCCUUCAAGGCACGCCACUGCUUCUCGGAGCAGGUCAUGCAGGGAAUCGGAGACAAGAUCUCGCCCCGGCUGGAAGACAUGGGCAACUUUGCUUUGGUGGGCGUGCUGAAGAUGUUCCGUUAUAGUCACGUCGAUCACGUGAACUUCAUGAAGCGACUCGCGGUGGUGGUUCCACCUCGGAUUCAUAGUAUAGGCAUCCAGGGUGUUAUGCACAUAAGUCUCUUCUGCGCAGCCCUGCGUUACCUCAGCAAAAGGAUUAUGAAUGCUGUCGCCUCUUCAGUGCCUUCCAGGGUGACAUACUGCCGAUACAAGGAUGUUGCCAAGUUCUUGUGGUCGUUUGGAACCCUAAAUUAUGAGCCACCCAACACGGAGAUUUUUUACAACAGCCUUAUAGAGCAGGUGCGCAGGCAGUUGCAUCAGUCCAGGAAGUUCCCUGAGCAUUUUCUCACAUGUUUGCUGGCUCUGGCAUUCACUGAGCGCUACCCAUAUGACCUGAUUAACUAUGCCCUGAGCAAUGAGUUUAUCCAGUUAACCAAUGAAGCUAAAUUUGACCUGAGAAAGGAUCUGUUCACUCUUGAUGGCAGCGUAGAAAUUGAGUGCCCAGAUUACAAAGGCAAUCGCCUUAUGCCCCAGCUUCGGCAAGAAGCUACCAAGAUCCUGUUGAGUUUUGCAGAGCGAAAAAUCUACAUAAAGCCAGAAGUCCAGGAGGCGCUUGCUGUGCUAGAGGACAUCCUAGGUGGGCCCGAGUACGUCAAAAACCAUAUGAUCUUACCUCACACCAGAACAAACGAUCUAGAAGUUCAUUUGGACCAAGACCGAAUGCCAGUACCUUUUAACUUCAAAAGUUCCCCGGCAGAUAAACAAGUGGUUAAAGAUGAGCAGAAGCACAUCGGAAAGAGUCACUCAGAUGAUUUAAUGAAUCGGCUCUUAAACUGGAAAUCUAGUGACAGGUCUUCCAAGAUUGAUGAUAAAACUGAGGUGCAGACUCAUGGGCAGAAGAGGGCAAGAGAUGAGCGAGCCCCAUCCCCUGGGGAUGAUUUUGCAUUUCCAGAUGGGGUUCCUCUGACUGACUCCUUCGUAAAGGUUUUGACCAAGUCAGCGACCUCCCCUGAACAUCCUCCCUCACCACCAAGGCCGCAGCCUGCAAGCAUGAAGCUCGCCAUCCAAAUAGUAUCCAGGAAUCACUAUUGCUACAAAACGACGCAGUUGCUGGGGAUGCACAGCAUGAAGAGGCGGCAGCUGCAGCGGCUGGGCUACGUGGUGGUGGAGCUGCAGUACUGGGAGUGGUUCCGUUUGCUGCAAGAGACCUGGGCGAAGAAGGUGAAUUACCUGCGCCACAAAGUGUUUGACUCAAUUCCCCAAAAAUAGACAGUUAAAAAGAAGCCAUUUGACAAGACUGAUACCUAAAUCUAGCACUGCAGAGGAGCCUGCCUGGCUCUCCAGAGGGGAAAGUAGCUGGGCAGAUCCUUCCCUCUUGUUUCUGAUCCUUGUUUUACUCCUCCAGUGGUUUAUCAAGCUUUGCUGGCUGCUUUACAUAGUCCGGGCUGGUUUGACAGCCACCUUAGGAGCCUCAUCAACAGCUGUAUACGCCGUGCUCUUCUCCUCUUGUAAAUGUACCCCAACACGACUCUGUUUAUAAAUAAAAGCCCUGACAACAUAA
This is a messenger RNA of Alligator sinensis (Chinese alligator), 3074 nucleotides long. It is a transcript of the gene FASTKD5, whose product is annotated as FAST kinase domains 5. Bases 269 to 2782 code for a protein of 837 amino acids. Lineage: Eukaryota; Metazoa; Chordata; Crocodylia; Alligatoridae. Gene Ontology annotation, biological process: regulation of mitochondrial mRNA stability; mitochondrial RNA processing. The transcript has 2 exons. Gene Ontology annotation, cellular component: ribonucleoprotein granule; mitochondrial matrix. The record is from RefSeq and is a predicted model, not a curated record. Gene Ontology annotation, molecular function: RNA binding.